Molecule: messenger RNA, 1497 nt
Organism: Capronia epimyces CBS 606.96
Lineage: Eukaryota; Fungi; Ascomycota; Eurotiomycetes; Chaetothyriales; Herpotrichiellaceae
Exons: 1
Coding region: 1-1497 (498 amino acids)
Molecular function (GO): mRNA binding
Source: RefSeq, a predicted model, not a curated record
AUGCCCUCGCAUCCUGCAGGCUUUGAAGGAGUGUCAGGUGACCGACGGAUGUCGAGUGUUAACGAGGCUCUUGUCGAAUCUCCAACCGUUCUGUUGCGACGUCUACCACGGAACACGACAUCUGAGGCGGUUAGAACGAUGCUUCUCUUUGCCAAAGAUCUCCAAGAUACCGAAAUUAUUCCCAACGAGUAUGAGGAGGACGCCGGAUUUACCACGGCCAUUGCUCGAUUUGGGUCCCUUACUGGCGCCUCCGAAGCGAGGGCGAUGCUUGAUGGCAAACCCAAUACGGCCGGACAGGCCAAAAUGAUUGUGGACGUGAUAACGGGCCCCAACCUAGCCUCGAUACCGCGGCGCAAUACCAUUGAUCCCAUGGCAGGGCGGAAAAUGGCGCAUUCAAUCUCUCCGCCAGCCACGCACGCUCAGAAGUCGUCGCGGUUUAAUGGGACUUUCCAGUCCAUGGAUAAGGCUUCGCCUCCCCUGGCUGGAUCGCCGCUGGACCAAGCUUCGUCGGAUACGAGCUCACAGUUGCAAACCCUCUUCUCGCCGCAUUCUCCCGUGACUAGUGCGACAACUGAGCGCUCACGAAUUAGUGGCAAGAAAGUCAUCGACGAAGAUGCCGGAGACGAUGAUACGGGAGAGUUGCUAAAAGACCCCUUGGCGUACAUAUACAACUCCUCUGGCACGGCCACAGGCAGAACACCUGCGAAUCCACGUAUCCCUACUGCAGCAUUCUCGACCCUCUCCCUAAACACCAGUAUGGCUAACGGGCCUUCCAACAGCUACGUGUCGCCACGGUCAGCGAUCCAGUCUCGUACUCCCCAAUCACAGUUUCCUCCCAACUUGGGAUCCAAUACCCCGUUCUCGGUGCCUCCUCAACCUUUCAUCCGGCACAACUACCCGCCGGCCAACCCUGCCGAUCAAAAUCCGCCAUGUAACACGCUCUACGUCGGAAAUCUCCCCAUGGACACUUCGGAAGAUGAGCUGAAAGCAAUUUUCUCGAAACAACGGGGAUACAAGAGGUUGUGCUUCCGGACCAAGCAUAAUGGACCCAUGUGUUUUGUUGAGUUUGAGGACAUUUCGUUCGCAACGAAAGCCUUGAAUGAGCUGUACGGGGCGCAGCUUCACAACAGCGUCAAGGGGGGCAUUCGACUGAGCUUUUCCAAGAACCCACUCGGUGUCCGGGCGGGCCAACCUGGAAGCACGACGCCUACAACACCUCUGAGUGCCUCUGGGCCCAUGAACUUGAAUGGAUUCAACAACACAACCCCAGCAGGAUUUUCAACUGCGAAUGGACCUCCACCGGGAUUGUCAGCACCCCCAGGAUUGAACAUGACCAUACCGAGCGUGGCUGGAGUCGUCCCUCCGGCGGCUCUUGGGAAUCAAGGGUUUGGCGCUGGCAAUGGUGGCAUGCCCAGCUUGCGAGGGAUGUCAUUAAACAGCGGACCUAGCGCACAAGGUCUGGGCGGUGUGUAUCCGGAUUAUAUGCUUGGACGUUGA